This is a messenger RNA of Eurypyga helias (sunbittern), 759 nucleotides long. Its product is annotated as sorting nexin-14-like. Gene Ontology annotation, molecular function: phosphatidylinositol binding. The transcript is spliced from 8 exons. The record is from RefSeq and is a predicted model, not a curated record. Lineage: Eukaryota; Metazoa; Chordata; Aves; Eurypygiformes; Eurypygidae. Gene Ontology annotation, cellular component: late endosome. Gene Ontology annotation, biological process: autophagosome maturation. The annotation marks the transcript as partial.
GCCGUAACCUUUCCUCCCUGUUUGCUUAUAAGGUAUCUGCACGUUUUAAUGAUCUUCUGGUCAUUCGUCGCUGGUGUCGUCACGUUCUACUGUUCAUUAGGACCGGAUUCCCUUUUGCCCAAUAUUCUUUUUACGAUAAAGUAUAAACCCAAGCAAUUAGAAUUGCCGGAGUUAUUUCCCCACGGUCACAGUUGUGCUGUAUGCGGCAAAGUCAAAUGCAAGAGGCACAGACCUGGUUUGCUUCUGGAAAACUAUCAGCCAUGGCUGGAUCUGAAAGUGCCUUCCAAGGUUGAUGCAUCGCUCUCGGAGGUGCUUGAGUUGGUGCUGGAAAACUUUAUUUACCCAUGGUACAGAAAUAUUACUGAUGAUGAAUCCUCAGUGGAUGAACUGAGAGGCACACUGCGGUUUUUUGCAUCUGUAUUAGUUCGGAGAAUUCACAAGGUGGACAUUCCAACUGUUGUAACAAAGAAAAUGCUGAAGGCAGCAAUGAAACACAUCGAAGUGAUAGCCAAGGCCAGGCAGAAAGUAAAAAAUGCAGAAUUUCUACAGCAAGCUGCUUUAGAAGAAUAUGGACCAGAACUCCAUGUUGCCUUGAGAAGUCGAAGAGAUGAACUUCACUACUUGAGAAAACUUACUGAACUUCUUUUCCCUUACAUUUUACCCCCAAAAUCAACAGAGUGCAGGUCUCUGGCUCUUCUGAUAAGAGAGAUUCUGCCUGGUUCUGUUUUCCUUCCCUCAAUGGAUUUCUUAGCUGAUCCU